Molecule: messenger RNA, 1353 nt
Organism: Lasiodiplodia theobromae
Lineage: Eukaryota; Fungi; Ascomycota; Dothideomycetes; Botryosphaeriales; Botryosphaeriaceae
Product: Dhh family protein
Exons: 2
Coding region: 1-1353 (450 amino acids)
Source: RefSeq, a predicted model, not a curated record
AUGAAGCGCUCCGCACCUGCAGCCGGCAGCAAGGCCGCACCCAGAACUAAGAAGGCUCGUGCCGAAAUACCCGACUACCAUCUCACUCCGUCACGGAAAGACGAUGCCGGUGAGAUUGUCUGGCCAGCUCCAAAAGAUCAGAUCGAACGGGCAAAGAGCUUCAUAUUGGAAUGCGCCGGUGCCGGCAGAAGCACUUUGAUCGUCCCCGACAAAGACGCCGACGGCCUCUCAUCCGGCGCCAUUCUCCAGAGAACAUUGGUCCUCCUCGGGCUCAAGCCUGAGCUGAUUUCCGUUCACCUGUUGCAGAAAGGCAACAACGUUCACACUGAGAGCGAGCGCCAGGCCAUGGCGGCUCUCGAUCCCGAGUAUAUCUUCAUCUUGGACCAGGGAUCACGCAAAGCUCCUCCAGUCAUCGACAAGCCGCACAAGUCUUUGGUUAUUGACCACCAUUUUGCCGAAGAGGAUGACUUCCCAGAGGGAUCAGAACAUGUCACAGCGUGCAAUUCGCCUCCAGUAGCAACGAGCUCACUGCUUACCUACCACCUGUGUAGCGCAUUGCACGACGACGUACAGGAGACCUGUGCCUGGCUGUGCGUCCUAGGCACACACGGCGAUCUGGGUACAACAUUGAAAUGGGAACCGCCUUUCCCUGAUAUGCGUGGCGUUUUCAAGCGGUACACUAAGAAAGCAUUAAAUGAAGCCGUGACCAUGAUCAAUGCGCCACGUAGGACAGCCUCUUUCAAUGUACCGACGGCAUGGGCAGCACUGACUGCAGCCGAGACGCCGGCUGAUGUAGCCAACAAUCCCGACCUCUUCGCUGCACGCAAAGAAGUCAACGCUGAAGUUGCGCGAUGCACCCACACGGCACCAAAAUUCAGCGCAGAUGGCAAGAUUGCGGUGUUCCGCAUCAAAUCAGAGGCCCAGGUUCACCCGCUCAUUGCCACGCGGUGGGCUGGCCAUCUAUCAUCCUCCAAGCUUGAGGUUGUGCUUGUCGCGAAUGAAGGAUACCUACCAGGGCUCGUGAACUUCUCCUGUCGUGUCCCACGAAGUGCGCGUGCACGCGAUCCACCAGUCAACAUCAUUGAGGUUCUGAAGGGAGUGGCAGACAGAGCAGCCGACCCUACCUUGCGUGCAAGGCUGGGGGAAUCAUUUGCACGCGGACACAAGGAGGCAAGCGGAGGCAUCGUAGGAGUCCAAGAGUUCGAGGAGCUGAUGGCGUGCUUGGAGGUGGGCAAGAAGCCUGAGGAAGAUUCUCCGAAGAAAAAGAAGAAAGAAGAGAAGCCGGCCCAGUCGAACACGCUGAUGAAUUACUUUGGGAAGAAAAAUGGCUCAAAUCCGGAAGCAGAGAGGUGA